AUGGAUGAGAAAGAUACACCAACGCAAGCCGCGGCCGUGGCCGUGGUCGAGAGUGCCUCUGGCGCCGACACAUUAUCCGCCAAAUCAGACAGGGCCCUCACCAACAAAAUCGACCUCCGCCUCUUGCCAGUGCUCGGUCUUCUUUUCUUCAUUUGUUUCCUAGAUCGAACUAAUAUCGCAAAUGCGCGAAUUGCAGGACUGGAGAAGUCUCUGCAUAUGCCGUCUACUGGAUACAAUACUUGCUUGUGGAUCUUCUACAUCCCAUUCGUCCUUGGUGGUGUCCCAUGUAAUAUGGUUAUGAGUCUGCGCUGGAUGAAACCGAAUUUCUGGCUGGGAGGCUUGAUGUUUAUGCUUGCGGGCGAAGGCGUCCUUGUCAUGUGUGAGGGCCUCGCGCGUAGCUACGAAGGCUUCCUUGCGAUACGCUUUUUUAUGGGUAUUGUCGAGACUGCGCUUCCAAUUGGCGCCAACUUCCUGAUUGCAUCUUACUACCGCAAGAGGGAGCUUGCAUUUCGAUUGUCCUGUUUCUUUGCAUUCGGCCAAAUCGGAGCCGCUUUCAGUGGGUUGAUGGCCUAUGCUAUCAUGGAUAUGGAUGGAACAGGAGGUUACGAGGGCUGGAGGUGGAUCUUUAUCCUUGAGGGUGUAAUAACCAUCGCAGUUAGCGCCGUGGUCCUCAUUCUCGUGCCUGGCUUUCCCACCCAAGCCACCUGGCUAAAACCGGAGCACCGAAGCGCGCUCGUAUCAAGGCUGGAAAAGGACAGGGAGCUCGAAUGCAGCCAGCACGAGCCCACAAGAAGUGACUGGAAAGCCGCCUUUUCCGACCCCAAGAUCUGGGUUCUUACCAUGCUCUUCUUCAGCGCUGAUUUCUCCGCCGGGUCUCUGAGUGCCUUCAACCCUACAAUCCUCCGCCAACUCGGCUGGCAAGCACGCCGCGCCCAAGUCAUGACAGUCCCCAUCUGGAUAGUCGGGACGGCAGUGGGCAUGGUCGCUUGCCUUGCGGCAGGCAAGCUAGGGAACAGAACUGUGUUCAUUCUCCCCGCGAUCCUGAUCUCCGUUGUCGGAUGGGCGCUGCAUUACUGUCAAGUCAACCCCCCUUCUGUGCGAUACUUUGCACAGUUCGCUAUUGCAGUUGGGACGGAGACCCAAAUGCCGCUGUAUGCAGGUCUUUUGCUCGCGAAUUUGCGCGGGAAGGCUUCGCUCUCCAUGGGGGCAGCUAUCCAGUUCGGACUAGGAAAUUGUGCGAACUUUGUGCUCUCGAAUGUGUUCAUUGAUAAGCAGAAGCCGGCUUAUCCAGUUGGUUUUGCCACGGGUCUCGGGAUUACAAUCAUCGCGUUUCCUAUUAUGCUGGGGGUUGUUGUUUGGUUUUUGAAACAUAACAGGAAGGUUAGAGAUGGUGCUGGAGUGCUCUAUGGCAAAGCGGCGUAUAAACAGCUUGCAAACCAGGUCUACACGAAUCAUUACUUGCUUAAUCUCCUCUCAGCGGUUCCUCUCCUUGUUCAAGCCAUGCCAAAAGCUUUGACGGUGCUGUUGGCUGCUCAUGAACUUCUGUUAAAGUAG
This is a messenger RNA of Aspergillus mulundensis, 1554 nucleotides long. RefSeq lists its product as uncharacterized. Gene Ontology annotation, molecular function: transmembrane transporter activity. Gene Ontology annotation, cellular component: plasma membrane. Lineage: Eukaryota; Fungi; Ascomycota; Eurotiomycetes; Eurotiales; Aspergillaceae. The record is from RefSeq and is a predicted model, not a curated record. The coding region runs from base 1 to 1554 and encodes 517 amino acids. The transcript is spliced from 5 exons. Gene Ontology annotation, biological process: transmembrane transport.